This is a messenger RNA of Vicugna pacos (alpaca), 2234 nucleotides long. The record is from RefSeq and is a predicted model, not a curated record. Lineage: Eukaryota; Metazoa; Chordata; Mammalia; Artiodactyla; Camelidae.
AUGGUCAAUCAGCCCAGCUCCCACCUGGCUGAGGGUGUCAACUUCCUCGGCCAGGUGUCGCUCGCAAGGACAAUGCCUUCCAGGUGUCACCGUCACAGUCUCUUCCCUCCUAACCCGCCCUCUCUGCCCCCUUCCCUUCCAACUUUCCCAUUCCCCGCCAUUUCUCCUUCGAGAUCUGGGCCCCGGGCCCCGGGUCCAGGGAUGUGGGCAGGGGUGGCGGGGAUCCCUCCUGCUGCCUGCCGCGGGGCGGCUUGGAGAUGCCAAGAGCACGGGGAAGGGUCCAGGAGGCGACAGCCCGAGUGGGCGAAGAGAGAAUGUGCAUGUGUUUUAAAGGAACCAGCGCGGUCUCUGGACUUCCCUGCCUUCACUCCCCAUCCUCCUCCCGCCCCAACACACACACACACAUAGUAUAACAGACGCGAAGAUAAUCCUGCCAUCUGGCAAAUCCCAAAUUUGGCGGCCAAGCUCAGAAAGCCACGGCGAAGUGUCAUCCCGAAUAGAUGGCCGGUCCUGCCCGACACUCUGGAGCUGGGGCGAGGGCGAUGAGCUCUGCCCGCACCUGCCCGCGUGGCGGCCGGAUCCCCCAUCCCCGCCCUGACCUCGCAGACUUUGCGGGGUUUUCUUCCCACAGCCGACAGAGGCUCUGAGGGUCAGGAAUGCGGACACAGGACUUGUGGGCCCCCCGCCCCAGUUUCCACUAGUAACUGCUUCAAUGAACUAAAACCCAAAUUCGGCUUCAUUAUGUAACACCGAAUGUAAUUUAUAGCUGGGCGGCCUGUCGGCGGCGAUUUAGAUCAUUUGGUGAUAAGGAUCGCACUUAUUAGAUUUCUUCAAAGCCGAUGGGGGUUUUCUAUUUUUUUUUAAAGGAGGGCAUUUGUGCUAAAUUGCCCAGUGCUGGUGUGAUAACUGUCAAAAGUUUGACAUCAAAGGAGCUAAUAUUAUUCAGUUACCAGAGAAGCUGUCUGUCUAAAUAAGAAUAUCUUAAUUACAGCAUGACAAAGGUAGGAAGGGGUCGGAUCUGAAAAGGGGAGAGGCAUUCAGGCGCCCCUUUUGAUGCACUAUCUAUAUUAGACUGAUGCUCCACUCUUAAUCAGGCCUAGUCCGACUUCCUCUCGUCUCCUCGUCGGUCCUCUGAACUUUAUAACUAUAUGUAAACACGUUGUCAGCAGGGACGUAAUCUUCUCGGGUUCUUAUUAGAAGAAAUUUCCAUCCUUUCCCGUUCUAGAUUAGCAGUGGAGUCCGCUCCAUCAAUGAAGGGACUAAGGUUUCGUGGACAAUAAUGUGGCAAUUGUUGAUGGUUUGUGACCCAUAAAAUGUGGAGGUGACUGUUCUGGCUUUGGUAUGUAAUUAUGCAAAACACUUUCCAUAAAGACUUGCCAUUCGAUCUAAUGGCAGUCCCUGCGGUCUAUUUCAAAAAGGGAGGGUCUAUGUACAGAGAGAGAAAAGUAACAUUUGUUUUAACACAGGUUUUAUGGGGGGGAUGGAUAAAUACAAACACAUCGCAACACCGCCCAAAGUAUUUUUUCGAGUCAAAUUAAAAUAAUUACGAGGGGGUUUAAUAAGUUAAUCAUAGCAACACGGCCCAUCCAAAUGCAGAGGGAGGGGUGUUCAGGCUUCAGCCCACCACCUCCCGACCUGAGACUGGGCUUGUGGGUGGCGAUUCGCCUCCGGCUCAUGCAGGGUGGGGUGCGUCUCCGCGCCAGCUCAGUUCACCUGGGUGCCGGGUUGGACGCUAAAGCCCUGACUAGGGCUGAAGUUGGGGGAGGGGCAGGCAACCUGCAAAAUCUUUUCCGCGAAAUUACGUGACGGAGGGCAUCUUAACAAAGCAGCCAUCUCCCAAGAAGCCCUCCCCCACAUCUCCUUUCCCUCUGGUGCCCUCAAGCCCCAGGAUGUAGGGGCCCACAGGAAGGCUGGUGGGAGGGGAUGCCGAGGUGGGGUGGGACGCCAAGGCAGCAGUGCCUUGCUAAUUUGGGGAAAAUGUCUAAACCCGGAGCCCACAAUCAGAGAUGUCACCUGCGAGGCCGACCCCCAGCGGCUCACGCAGAACCUCUCCACGCCACCUGAGGUUUUGUUUUGUUUUUAAAAAGCACCAGAAGGAAUUUAAAAGAGCUUAAAGGAGGAGAUGUGGAAUGAGAUGGGAGGGCAGUCACGGGUCCCGACCCACCCCUGGCUGCCGGCUCAACAGCAAGCGUUUCUCUGUAACGCCACGGGCCCCCACUCCGCUCGGAGAGGCG